Messenger RNA from Zingiber officinale, 1395 nucleotides. RefSeq names its product formin-1-like. Bases 1 to 1395 code for a protein of 464 amino acids. The transcript is spliced from 3 exons. The record is from RefSeq and is a predicted model, not a curated record. Lineage: Eukaryota; Viridiplantae; Streptophyta; Magnoliopsida; Zingiberales; Zingiberaceae.
AUGUAUUACCCUGGCUCAUCCACUUUCGACGAAAUAGAUUGGGAUGACCUGCGUUAUACCUAUGGAGUUGGGGAUGAUGUACAUGUGGUCAUCCCUACCGGAAUACACCGAUUCUUCAAUCCUCCUGAUGGAUAUUGUACCUUCUUUAAAGAGCAAUUCGUGGCUGGCCUUCGUCUUCCUCUCCACCCUUUCUUUCUGACAGAAGCUUCUCACGCGGCUCACCACGCCCACUCCGCAAAUGACCGCCUGAGCCAGGAUGCCCCUUCUUCCUCUAGACGUAGGGCUCGGCCGCCUUCCGGUGAUUCUGAUUCGGAUGGUAAGCCGCUGGCUCAGAGACUUCGACGCCGAGCCCCUCGUCCUGUGCCCGACUCAGGUCCGUCUGCUGUCCCUUCUCCUUCACCUCCUGUGGCUGUCGCUUCUCCUCCUCUGCCUCCUAUUGCGACCCCGACUCCUAUUCCCCGCCAGGCCGAUGUUUCACCCGAUUUCACCACAGCUCCGAUCAAGCCUCCCACUGUUCAAUCUUCUCCUCCAGCUCAACCUCCUACUCAACCUUCUACGUCACCGCAGCGCCAGAGCACCGAGGCUAAUCCCUUGCGUCGCUCUCCGCCAGCUACCUCACCUCCAGAGCCAUCUUCUGUGCCUCCAUCGUCUCCUUCUGGGUCAGCUGCUGGGCCUUCUAGCUUCGCCGCGGGGCCUUCACAACCACCUCCACCUGUCCCUAUUUAUUAUCGUACCAUUGCUCCUUCAGAGGCUGGACUACAGUCAAGGUGGGACAUUCUCACCAGCUCCCUGACCAUGAAAGGUCGCCUAGCCACUGUGUGGGAAGAUAGCAAGCGUCAAAUGGAACUUUUACCGCCCCUCGCCCAGAUGGAUAGAUUUUCUGAGCUAUACAUCAAGGCUUGUGCAGAGUCCUUGAAUAUAAACCAAUCUUUUCAUGCUGCUCACCAUCAAAAUAAGAUGUUGCAAGACAAGGUAGCUGAACUGGAACUUCAAUUGAAUAACCCAGCGCAAGCCAGUCACGCCCUGAGGGCUGAAAUAAAAGCUCUAACGAAAAAGAAGAAUAAUCUGGAAGUAUCCUUGGCGAUAUCUGACCAGAAGCUUAGGUAUCUCAAGGAAGAAAGAAGCCAAGUCGAGGUUGUGCACCAGCAACUCAUGGAUCAGCAAGCUUUGGAGCAUCAGCGAGCUAUGGAUCAAUUGGCUCAAAAGUUGCGUGCCGCCGAAACCUUAGCGCAGGAACAAGACAUGAAGCUAAAAUCCCAGGUGGCCCAAUUGACAUCCCAAGCAGCAGAACUAUUAACAGCUCGGACUGAACUGGCUCAGGCCCGGGCCACUGCUGAGGGAGUAUCUACAGCCCUGUCCAUCUAUAAGGAAGGAGAGAAUGACCGCUGUCAAUAG